Molecule: messenger RNA, 2466 nt
Organism: Panicum hallii
Lineage: Eukaryota; Viridiplantae; Streptophyta; Magnoliopsida; Poales; Poaceae
Product: 70 kDa peptidyl-prolyl isomerase-like
Exons: 12
Coding region: 241-2265 (674 amino acids)
Biological process (GO): protein peptidyl-prolyl isomerization
Cellular component (GO): cytoplasm
Molecular function (GO): protein binding; peptidyl-prolyl cis-trans isomerase activity
Source: RefSeq, a predicted model, not a curated record
CUGACUCUGGUCCUACCUGUCGGCCUCCAGCCCUCCACCCGGACGCUCAAGAACACUCUAGAACACCCACACUUCCGAGCACGUGCUCUCUCAGAGUCUCCGUCGCGCUCACAAAAUCGCCGCCGGCGCAUCGAUCUCGGGAACCGCGAGGCGCACGCGGCCCAACGCCCCCUCACUCCAGAUUCCAGAAACUCCUCGCACUCCUCCCUCCUUCUAGAAGCUUCCAUUUCGGGAGAGGCCAUGGACGACGACUACGACUUCCCUACGGCCGGAGGGUACGACCCCAUGGCCGCCAUGGGGAUGGGGAUGGGGAUGGGGGGUUACGGCCUCGGCGGCCCCAUGGGGAUGGGGAUGGGGGGCUACGGCCUUGGCGGCGGCGAAGACGACGAGGAGGCCAUGAAGGACCUCCACGCGGGGGCGGGCGCUGGAGCAGGGGAAGGGGAGGGGGACCACCCUCCCGCCGAGUUGAAGGUCGGGGAGGAGCGGGAGAUCGGGAAGGAGGGACUCAAGAAGAAGCUGGUGAAGGAGGGCGAGGGGUUUGACCGUCCCGGCGCCGGCGACGAGGUCGAAGUGCACUACACGGGGACACUGCUGGACGGCACCAAGUUCGACUCCAGCAGGGAUCGCGACUCCCCGUUCAAGUUCACACUGGGCCAAGGACAAGUUAUAAAGGGAUGGGAUUUGGGCAUCAAGACCAUGAAGAAGGGUGAAAAUGCUAUUUUCACUAUCCCACCAGAGCUUGCAUACGGUGAAGAUGGCUCCCCACCAGUCAUCCCUCCGAAUGCCACUCUGCAGUUUGAUGUUGAGCUUCUUUCAUGGGCGAGUAUCAAGGACAUUUGCAAGGAUGGAGGCAUCUUAAAGAAGGUGCUAUCUGAAGGAGAUAAAUGGGAGAACCCCAGAGAUCCUGAUGAAGUUUUUGUUAAUUAUGAAGCAAGGCUUGAGGAUGGAACUGUGGUGUCAAAAUCCGAUGGGGUUGAGUUCACUGUGAAAGAUGGGCUUUUCUGCCCUGCCAUAUCGAAGGCUAUCAAGACUAUGAAGAAGAAUGAGAAGGCCCUCCUUACUGUCAAGCCACAAUAUGGCUUUGGUGAGCAAGGAAGGCCAGCCUCUGGAGAGGAAGCUGCAGUGCCACCUAAUUCUACGUUAUGCAUUGAUCUUCAAGUUGUUUCCUGGAAGACAGUAACUGAGAUAGGCCAUGACAAAAUGGUCCUUAAGAAGAUCCUUCAGGAGGGUGAAGGCUAUGAUCGUCCCAAUGAUUGUGCAGUUGUCAGAGUGAAACUUAUUGGGAAGUUGGCGAAUGGUACCUUGUUUGUCAAGAAAGGUCAUGAUGGUGAGGAGCCAUAUGAGUUCAAGACUGAUGAAGACCAAGUGAUUGAAGGGCUUGACAAAGCAGUACUUAGCAUGAAGAAAGGUGAAGUGGCCUUGGUGACUAUUCCUCCCCAUCAUGCCUUUGGAGCUAAUGAAACAGAUCAAGAUCUGGCUGUAGUUCCACCUAACUCAUCUGUUUACUAUGAAGUGGAGCUUGUGUCAUUUGAUAAGGAUAAAGACUCAUGGGACUUGAAAAACAAUACUGAGAAGAUUGAAGCAGCUUCUAAGAAGAAAGAUGAAGGGAAUGUGUGGUUUAAAGUGGGCAAGUAUGCCAGAGCUUCUAAGAGAUAUAAAAAGGCUUUGAGCUUCGUUGAGUAUGAUAGUUCCUUCAGCGAAGAAGAGAAGCAACUUUCAAAACCACUUAAGAUCAGCUGCAAGCUCAACAAUGCUGCAUGCAAACUAAAACUUAAAGACUACAAGGAAGCGAAGGAACUGUGUACUGAGGUCCUGGAACUUGACAGCACAAAUGUGAAGGCCUUGUACAGAAGGGCACAGGCACACACCUAUCUUGUUGAUCUUGAUUUGGCAGAGGCAGAUAUCAAGAAAGCACUAGAAAUAGAUCCAGACAACAGGGAUGUGAAGAUGGGGUACAGGAGGCUGAAGGAGACUGUCAAGGAGUACAAAAGAAGGGAUGCCAAAUUUUAUGGCAAUAUGAUUUCCAAACUGAGCAAGGUUGAAGAUACGGAAGGCAAUGACCAUGAAAGUCAGGGGCGAACCAAGAAGCGUGGCCUUUGGUCAUUGGCGGAACUGCUUAGGAGGUUCUUCACCGCCGAUGGUACAAAGGGUUCCACACUGUGGCUUGUGCUGAGGCUGUUGAUUUUGGUGGUGCUAGUGGUUGCAAUUUGUGUGGGUUACUACAUGCAGAGUGGUGUUCAGGAAAUAGACUGCAUUAACUGUUAAUGGAGGCUGCAUUACUUGUUGACCAAGGAAGGUAUAUGUUCUUGCCUUCUCUGCGGUUCGUGGAACAAGUGUUUGUCGUCGUAUAUAUACGAGAGUAUUUGUUUAGCUGCGCGGGUUGAGGAUAAAGGAACUGUUAAAUUGUACCGAUGAACUUUCCUAGUGUAAUAUAUAUUAUAUAUACUACCAAUGAAGCUUUCAUAA